Sphaeramia orbicularis (orbiculate cardinalfish) is the source of this 1247-nucleotide messenger RNA. RefSeq names its product CLN5 lysosomal BMP synthase (gene cln5). The record is from RefSeq and is a predicted model, not a curated record. Gene Ontology annotation, cellular component: lysosome; lysosomal membrane. Gene Ontology annotation, molecular function: hydrolase activity, acting on glycosyl bonds. Gene Ontology annotation, biological process: lysosome organization. NCBI's taxonomy places the organism in Eukaryota, Metazoa, Chordata, Actinopteri, Kurtiformes, Apogonidae.
AGUGCGCUCAGACAGAGAGGACUAUGGGGUGGCUGCUGUGCUAGUUUCUGCUUUACAUGCUGUUUACGAGGUUUUAAUAUGACUCACACGGUUGUCCUGUGUUUCAUUCUGUUCCUGUGUUUUAAUGUAGUUGCACAGUUGAGGAAUAAUGGACACCGACGGCAGGAGUGGCCCGUUCCCUACAGACGCUUUGAUCGUCGGCCUGAUGUGGACUCUUACUGUGAAGCCCUUUACCCAUUCUGUCCAACGGGUGACCCUGAAGGACGGAUACCCUACAUGAGAGACAGUGAUGUCAUCUCAGUCUAUCGACUACAAACACCUGUGUGGGAGUUCAAGUAUGGGGAUGUGCUGGGGAAAUUACAUAUCAUGCAUGAUGCUGUUGGGUUCAGUAGUGCAGAGACAGGAACCAACUACACCAUGGAGUGGUAUGAGCUGUUUCAACUGGGCAAUUGCACCUUUCCUCACAUUCGACCCGAGGUCUAUGCACCGUUUUGGUGCAACCAGGGAGCUGCGUGCUUCUUUGAAGGCAUAGAUGACUUACACUGGUCACAAAAUGGCACAUUGGAGAAAGUAGGAGAAAUUACUGGGACUCAGUUUAAUGACAUGGCCCAGUGGGUCCAGGAAGACAACCAGACUGGGAUCUACUAUGAGACCUGGACUGUUCGCUCUGAGCCGAGCCCUAAUGCCACAGUGUGGUUUGAGUCUUAUGACUGCUCCCAGUUUGUCCACCGCACAUACAGGAAACUGGCUGAAUUGGGAGCCAAACUAUCCAGCCGAACACAAACCAACUACACAAAGAUCUACUUGUACAGCGGAGAGCCAACAUAUCUGGGAAACGACAGCGCCAUAUUCGGACAGCCUGCUCUCAAGAACCUGGCGAUGGACAUCCGCAAAUUUUACCACCAGUUCAGACCUCACCAGUCGUUCACAGACUUGGCUCUUAGUUUGUUGGAGGCUUACGAGAAGGUCGUGUUGGACAAGAGUUUCUACCUUUACUACAACUUUGAAUACUGGCAUCUGCCAAUGAAACCUCCUUAUGUGCAGAUUACAUAUGAAGAAGUGCCUUUGCCUUAAUGUUCCAGCAGAGAUAAUUUAAGAGCAGUAUUGGUAAUAAAACUGGAAAUCCUCAAAGUUAACCCAUAAAGACCCAGAGCUACUUUUGUGGCAGUGCCCAAAUAAAACUUUUAGAUUUAACCUUUUUUAAGUGAUUUAUCACAUUUAUUAUAAUAUUAUGGUCUGUAUUUUGU